This is a messenger RNA of Rosa rugosa (rugosa rose), 1169 nucleotides long. RefSeq lists its product as uncharacterized. The record is from RefSeq and is a predicted model, not a curated record. The transcript has 3 exons. Lineage: Eukaryota; Viridiplantae; Streptophyta; Magnoliopsida; Rosales; Rosaceae. Gene Ontology annotation, molecular function: nitrite reductase [NAD(P)H] activity; 2 iron, 2 sulfur cluster binding. Bases 87 to 980 code for a protein of 297 amino acids.
ACCUUCGUUAUCCACUUGGCUCUGAACCAUGCUCACCCUUCACUUUCUCUCCUGCUCAUCUCUAUCCCUUCCUCAAACCCUCUUCCAUGGCCAACGCCUCACCCUUCGCCCCCUCAUUUCCCCGUAAUUACCUCCUUACCCCUACCCCUCCAUCUUCCCGCCCUCUCCUCCCCCACACUCUUUACCAUGCUGCCGCUGCUGCUGCUCAUCCCAUCUCAUCGUCAUCGUCAUCCGUUAAUGCACUAGGAAAGAAUUACCAUUACCAUUCUGUCCCUCGACGAGCAACGACGACGUGCAAGGCGUCGGAGGUGUCGUCGUCCUCUGUUGCCGAAGCGUCCUCGGAGAACUGGGUGCCGGUGGUGCCGCUGGCGGCGCUGCCCAAGGGCGAGCGGCGCGUGAUAGUUCAGGACGGAGAGGCCAUACUGUUGCUCUGGUACAAAGACCAAGUCUUCGCCAUUGAGAAUCGCUCACCGGCCGAAGGAGCUUACACUGAGGGCCUCCUCAAUGCCAAGCUCACUCAGGAUGGGUGUAUAGUGUGCCCAUCAACUGAUAGCACAUUUGAUCUGCGGACUGGUGCCAUUAAGGAAUGGUACCCCAAAAACCCGGUGCUGAGAGCUCUCACACCGGCUUUGAGGACUCUUUAUGUUUAUCCUGCCAAGACUGAUGAAAAGAACAUCUACAUUAGCCUCGAACCCGGCACCGUAAAUUCUGAUGCAGCUGCCGAGAUUGUGUUCAGUGGCAAGGCUCAACCUGGUGUCACUGCUUCGGAUGUCAAUAUCGAGGAGGUGAAAAUGGUGGUUGAUGAGGGCUUAGAAGGAGGGGCUUUUGGUUUCACAAUGAGGAAUGAAAUAAUAAAUGGGAAGGCAGCUACGAUUGGGUUCCUCCUGUUAUUAGAUUUUGAGCUCUUGACUGGUAAAGGUCUUCUUAAGGGAACUGGCUUCUUGGACUUUAUUUAUUCUGUCUCAAAUGCUCUCCAGUAGAACAAAGUUGUGCAUGGAAGGUGAACUAAAGUGGGUGUUUACUCAGUUAUCAUAAUAUCAUACACAUGAGAUAUACAUUUUGAUGUUUAAGUUCCUUUUGAUUGAUUUGUAAAAGUGUGGAUAUGCUUGAUUAAAUAUGUUAUUGUAAAGUUUCUGGAAAUUAUACCACAUAGAUCUAUGAUUUUGUUC